Molecule: messenger RNA, 13030 nt
Organism: Pipra filicauda (Wire-tailed manakin)
Lineage: Eukaryota; Metazoa; Chordata; Aves; Passeriformes; Pipridae
Product: cadherin-6
Exons: 12
Coding region: 316-2691 (791 amino acids)
Biological process (GO): cell morphogenesis; homophilic cell-cell adhesion; calcium-dependent cell-cell adhesion
Cellular component (GO): adherens junction; catenin complex; plasma membrane
Molecular function (GO): calcium ion binding; cadherin binding
Source: RefSeq, a predicted model, not a curated record
GAGCAGUGAAUGGAAACCAAUCAGAUAGAGAGCCCCAUCGGCUCGGGCUGCCUGCAUGCCGGAGUUAAAAAGUGCUGCUGGCCGAGCGGGAGACUUAGUGCGAGGCGGGGAGGCUGAGCAGUGGAAGAAGGGGCUGGGGAGCCGCACCGCCGACCCGGGUGAGGCUCGGCCACGCCGCCCCUGCGUGCCGAGCUCCUUUGAGACUGCAAAGACUAUUUAAAGAAGGAAGACGGCAUGACAUUGGAUUCAGUGCAGUAAAGUAGGUUAGUUUGAGAACAAGACAAAAAGUCAUUAUUUAGACUUCCUUGUGUUGCCAUGAUGAGAACUUACCAUUGCUUCUGGCUGCUGUUUUGGGCUAGUCAGCCCCACCAAAGCUUCUUAACUCCGUUAUCCAAAAGGACUAGUGGCUUUCCAGAAAAGGAAAAGGUUUUGAUAUUAUCUGGAAACAGCAGGCAAGACCUCCAUCGUUCCAAAAGGAGCUGGAUGUGGAAUCAGUUCUUUUUAUUGGAGGAAUACACAGGAACUGACUACCAGUAUGUUGGCAAGCUGCAUUCAGACCAGGAUAAAGGAGAUGGAUCACUUAAAUACAUCCUUUCUGGAGAUGGAGCAGGAGACCUCUUCAUUAUCAACGAAAACACUGGUGACAUCCAGGCUACAAAGAGACUAGACAGGGAAGAAAAGCCUGUAUAUAUACUCCGUGCCCAGGCUGUAAACAGAAAGACUGGAAGACCAGUGGAACCAGAAUCUGAGUUCAUCAUUAAGAUCCAUGAUAUCAAUGACAAUGAGCCAAUGUUUACAAAGGACGUUUACAAUGCCAGCAUUCCUGAAAUGUCAGAUGUUGGUACCUUUGUUGUGCAGGUCACCGCAACUGAUGCUGAUGAUCCUACAUAUGGGAACAGUGCUAAAGUUGUCUACAGCAUUCUCCAGGGACAACCAUAUUUCUCUGUCGAAUCUGAAACAGGCAUUAUUAAAACUGCUUUGCUAAACAUGGACCGUGAAAAUAGAGAGCAGUACCAAGUGGUCAUCCAGGCUAAAGACAUGGGAGGCCAGAUGGGCGGAUUAUCGGGAACCACCACUGUGAACAUCACGUUGACUGACGUAAAUGACAAUCCACCUCGCUUCCCCCAGAGCACAUAUCAAUUCAGAGCUCCCGAGUCUAUGCCACUAGACUCACCAGUUGGCAGGAUAAAAGCCAAUGAUGCUGACAUGGAUGAAAAUGCAGAGAUUGAAUACAGCAUCACUGAGGGGGACGGAUAUGACAUGUUUGGAAUUACCACAGACAAGGACACACAGGAAGGAAUUAUAACUGUGAAAAAGGCAUUGGAUUUCGAAAAUAAAAACUUAUAUAUUCUCAAAGUGGAAGCUGCAAAUACUCACGUAGACCCUCGAUUCCUGUACUUGGGGCCAUUCAAGGACUCAGCUACAGUCAGAAUUCAGGUGGAGGAUGUAGAUGAACCCCCUGUGUUCAGCAGACCAGCAUACAUAAUGGAAGUGAAAGAAGAUGUUCCAAUAAACAGUGUAAUAGGAACAGUAACUGCUCAGGAUCCAGAUGCUCCCAGGAACCCUGUCAAAUACUCUGUAGAUCGUCACACUGAUAUGGACAGAGUAUUCAACAUUAAUUCAGGAAAUGGUUCGAUAUUCACUUCAAAACCUCUUGACCGGGAAACACUGCUGUGGCACAACAUUACAGUAAUAGCAGCAGAGAUCAACAACCCAAAACAAAGCAGCCGUGUUCCAGUGUUCAUUAAGGUUUUGGAUGUAAAUGACAACGCUCCAGAGUUUGCCAUGUUUUACGAAACCUUCGUCUGUGAAAAUGCAAAAGCAGAACAGCUGAUACAAACAUUAAGUGCUGUUGAUAAAGAUGACUCUUACAAUGGACAUCAGUUUUCAUUCUCCUUAGCUCCUGAGGCAGCCAGCAGCUCAAACUUUACACUACAGGACAACAGAGAUAACACAGCAGGGAUUUUCACCCGAAAAACCAGAUAUAACCGGCAUGAAGCGAGUACCUACUUCUUGCCAGUGGUAAUAUCAGACAAUGAUUACCCUAUCCAGAGCAGCACUGAAACAGUGACUAUUCGAGUAUGUGCUUGUGACCAUCGAGGCAAGAUGCUGUCCUGCAAUGCAGAAGCCUUGGUUCACCCUACUGGUCUUAGCACUGGGGCUCUUAUUGCCAUUCUUCUCUGUAUCAUUAUAUUACUUGUUACAGUGGUGCUGUUUGCAGCACUGAGACGGCAGAGGAAAAAAGAGCCUUUGAUUAUUUCCAAAGAAGACAUCAGAGACAACAUUGUCAGUUAUAACGAUGAAGGUGGUGGAGAGGAAGACACCCAGGCGUUUGAUAUUGGCACACUGAGAAAUCCCGAAGCCAUAGAUGAUAAUAAGUUGCGCAGAGACAUUGUGCCUGAAACACUUUUUAUACCACGGCGAACUGCAACAGCGCGGGAUAACACGGAUGUCAGAGAUUUCAUUAACCAAAGGUUAAAGGAAAAUGAUACAGAUCCAACAGCCCCCCCAUAUGACUCGUUAGCAACCUACGCAUAUGAAGGUAAUGGUUCUGUGGCCGAGUCCCUCAGCUCCUUGGAGUCGGUGACUACAGACGGAGAUCAGGACUACGAUUACCUCAGUGACUGGGGACCUCGGUUUAAAAAGCUGGCAGAUAUGUAUGGUUCAAUGGACAGUGACAAAGACUCUUAAUAUGUUGCCUUUUUUUUUUCUUUCUUUUUAUUUCCUGUCCUCAUUUUCAGAAACAGCGUUGGGAUAUGUGAAGUAGCUAUUUCUUUCUAUUUCUCCACAGCUGUGUGAAAAGGGUUCUUUUUCUACCCAUUUGAAUUGUCUAAUGACAGCAGUCUGUGUGGGUUAGCCAUCAGAAAACUUUCUCUAGUAUCAUUUUUUGAGCUUCCAAGAGGCAAAAUCCUUAUUUUUUGGUGCAUCCAGUUUACCAGGCUAGUCUUACAGGCACAGCAGUAGUGAAGGGGAAAGAAAGGAUCAGAUGGGGAGCAAUAUUUUUACUUGUUCUGCUUAUAUUGUAAAUUGGGAUAUAUUACUGUUUAAGCUCACUUGCUCUUCUUACUUGUAUUCAGACUAUUCAGCUCAGACAAUUGCUCUGUCGAUUGUGUAUUGCACAUCCCAUUGUAAUGAGGUACCCUAGUUUACCCUAUGUAUUAUAGUUAAAAGUAGUGGUGAUGGAACGAAGGUUUAUUAUACAAGUAAGAGUAAGCCAAGAAAAAACAUCAAACAUGCAUUUUACUCAUGGAGAUGGUAGAAAGGCUUAAUGGUCAUUUAAACCUAAGUGUUUCUCUAGAACUUGCCAUUGCCCCCAAUGCACUGAAUCAUACUAACACACACAUAUAUAUAUAGUUCAUUGACUUCUCUGUAUAUAUUCUUCUGACCUAGCAUUGCUGGAGAGAUGUGUGUGCGUGCACGUGUGUGUGGUCAGUAGCCUCAGUAUCUAAUUCUUAGAUGAUUUCCCAGUUCUAACCCCUACCUGCUUUGCGAUACAUGGAAAGUCAUCAAAUCCAACCACAGAUUAGGUCAUGACUUGGACAAAGGAACAGAUCAUAACUGUGCUUUUGUUUGCACUUCUUCAGUCAGCCUCCACCUGCACAUCAGUUCAGUGAUGGCCACUGCACUGGGGAGGUGGGAGUCAGGAUGUUCAUAUCCAGCUACUUCUGCCUGUUCUCAUGUGCAGGUGGGGAGGAGUGGCCUCAAGGUGACUGGCACCCACUGGAGCAAACAGAGCAAUUGCAGAGGAGGAAACAGUUCUUUUUUUGUCCUCACCUUCUCUACCUGGAUGUCCAGGGUGGAUUCCUGACUUGACUCUCUGCCCAGUUUUGCUAUCUGUAAAAUGGGGAAGUAAUGCCUACCUCAUCAGGAUGUUGCAAGAACUAUGUAAGUCAUUUGGAAAAUGCUUUAGAAAUGGAAAAUGGCAUUCUGCUGGAGGAAGUAAAUUGUCAUGGUUUUGGGUUGUUUUCUUUUUUUUUUUUCUUCCAGAUUCUAGCCCUGAAUGCACAAAUAAGUGAGAAUUAAUUGUCAUUCCAGUGGCCUGAAAAAGUAGGGUUUAUAACUAUAACUUGUUUUUUAAAGUAAACUACACAAGUUUGUUAAAGACUUCACCAAAAGGUAAAAUUUAAAUCACAAGUGUCACAUUAAAAGGGGCAGAAAAGAAGAAUUUUCGUAUUUUCGUAUUCGUAUUCUAUGCUCUAGGUGGUAGAGCAUAGUUCUGUGGUAAUUUAGUUUUAAGGUACUGUCAGCAGAAAAGCUGUAAUUGUAUUGCUGGUGGGAUCAUAGGUAAAAUUGACUAGAUACCACCAGGAUUUAUUUUUUUUUAAUAUAUAUAUUUUUUUAAAUUAAUUGUAUUAUUCCAAAUCGUGUUUUGAAUUUUAAUAGGUAAGGUGUUUUUCCUUCACCUUUCUUUUAUGAUAGUAGUUGUUAUUGAUUGUAUCCAUCAGUGUGUCUGGCUAUGUCUUAGAGUCAAAGAGACAUUGGUUUGGAUGAUGCUAAAUGCAUCUGUGAUUGACUGAUGAUCUUUUUUUUCUUUUUUUUUUUAAUCAAUUCCCUCUAGUGAUAACAGAUUUGUUAAAGGCCAUUGAUUAGUUCCCAAAGUUAAAAGGGAAAAGUUUAGAUGGUUGUUUUGAUUUACUUAGGUCAGUGGUAAUCAUAACCAGUUUAUUAAUGUAUUAAUAUUUGAGAGCUCACAUUAUUAGAACUUUCAGUCCUGUUCUCAGGAUAUUAACUGCAUUCCACAUAUAAGGUUGUCAGGGAUAGUGUAAUUGUGGAAAUACUAUUUUGUAUCAACAGCUUGAGUCAUUUGAGAAUUGAAGACCCAAGCUCACUUGAGAGUUGGGGUCUGUUUAAAGGUAUAUUUUAAAGUUAUGUUAGUAUUCUUGCUUAAAAAAGUAGGCACAUCUAUUUUUUCUUUUUUUAGUAUAGUUUACAAGAAGGCGUAAGAUUGUUGUCGUGCAUUUAGAGCAUUAUUUUUAAUUUAGUAUCCUAUUGAGAUGAUGUUUUUGUUAAUUCCUUUUAGAGAUAGAAAGUGUUGAUUUCCAUUCUUCUUUGUGAUGGUCCAUUUCUGUUUACAGAAACUAGUUUAAGCAGAAGUAUACUUAGAAGUACACAUUUUUUAUUUAUGAUCACCCCAUCACACAUAAAUUUUAUAAAAUUAAAUGAUAACUUUAUACCUUGUUUCUGUAUAAACAAGAUGAAAGCAUAGGUUGUGUUAAAGUAAAAUUGUUUUUCCCCUUUUUUUUUCUUCAGUGGGUGAAUUGCUCUUAUCACGAUCUUUUAACAAUGAUUGAUUAGCAUAGAUAAGAGAAGUAAGGUAAAGUAAAAAGUACUUAGGAGAAUAUAAGUAUUUCUUAAAAAAUGGUUAUAGGUUUUUUUUAUUAUUAUUUUAUUUUAUUUGCCGGUCUUGUUUGCAUUCUAUAGUUGUCUUUCCUUUUAGACAGGCAGAAAAAAUUAGUUAAAUAAUUUUAAUAAAUCCAGGGUCUCCUGAGGAAGACUUGGAAAAGUUAAUACAUAUUUAUAUAAUUUCAGACAUGCGUAAAUCCUGGUAUCUACUUCCAAGUUGAAUUGGUUGAAUUUUUAAAUUUUUUAUUUAAUUGAAAUAAAGUUGUAUAUUCAUAAGGUAAAAGUUUUUUCCACCCUAUUCUCAUAUUUAGUAAAGGGAAAAGAAAAGACAAAGUAAAUUUAUUAAAAUUUAAACUAACAAUACAUAAAAUGGUUUGUUUUAUGUAACUUGGUUAAUAGUUGGUCUUCCAACAAAUGGUUCUUGAUGAAAACACAAACAAAUUACAAGAAUUAAUAAACUAAUAAUCUAAGUAAUUAUUAAAAGUUUCAUCGGUCUCAGGCAGUUCUGAUUCUCUCUUAGCUUGUUCCUAUAAAAAGAUGAGGAGAAAAUUCGGCCUACUAUAAAUUAAUCAUUAAAAAAAAAACAACCAAAGGAAUAAUUCAUUGAGUGUAGACUUAGUUUCUGUGUAUAUUACAAAAGUGAAAAGAAUUUAAGAGAAAUUUGCUGACAGUCUCUUCACUCAGUUGUCAGUGCGUGUGUGUGUUGCAUUCCUAGAGAAAGAGGAAAAGAAAAAAAGAAAAAAACACGAGUCCCAAAGGGGUUUCUCUUACAGGUUAUCACUUAAUGAGUCAGGUUGUUUAACGCAGUGGUUAAAAGUCAAGCACUGAUGUUUAAUUCUUUGCAAUAAAACAGCUAGGUAAGAAAAACAAGAGGAAGUAUAAGAUCACAUUGUUUUUGCUGAAGUACGCUUUCUUCUUUUUAUGCAUAUUCCUGUGAAACAGAAGGAAAGAAAAGAAAUAUGCUUGGUUCACUCUUGAACUAGUGAUGUUGGUUAGAAACAGGUGUUUAAGAUUAAAAAAAAAUUCAGCUUUGGCUUCACGAAGUGUUUGCCACUUAGUUUUGACAGUUUAGUCUCCGAGUUUGGGGGUGAAUCACAUCUUUGAUCAGAGGGAGUGAGACUGCUUGUAAAGAUUCGACAAGAGUCACUGUUUGAGCUGGGUUUCUUUUAGGGUUUUUUGCAGGCUUCUGCUUCUCACCCUGGAGCCAUGAGUUAAUUUUAUAAGUUUCGUAGGUAACACUUGUUCCAUUCAGUUUACUCCAGUGGCUGGAUGCUGUCUGGAAAGUGGAUGCAGCUUCUCAGCAUCCCACUGCCUUAGCAUUGACUGGAUUUCAAUAUCUCUUGAUUUAAGGUCAGAUUUUGAUAGUUUAAUAGCAGUCAAAAAAUUAGUAUGCCGUUUUUUGCAGCAAAAGGUAAUCCACAGUUUUCUCUUUACAGUUUUUCUCAGACAGACAGGAAAAUUAACAAAGCCUGAGUGAGUGAUAAAAUUUUUUCUUUGAGAGUUGUUAUCACCCCAUGAAUACCUAAUUAGGCUUGGUGUAUUUUAGUUGUUAAGUUCACGAUAUUAAGCACAGCAGAUCUAGUAGAAAUGCAUUGGCACACAAGUGCCUGUAAUAAAGAGUUAAUAUUAAUUGGUUUUCGUAUCAACUACGAAAAUUCUGUUUCACCCUGCAGAUGCAGAGUUUUUAAUCACCAGGCUAGCAGCAAACAACUGUUUAUUUAGGUGAAUUUUAGUAGCUUGGCAAACACUAACUUUAGUGAGUCUAACACUUUGUAUUUUUUUUCUUUAAUGUAUGCACAUUCCACAGCUUUGUUUGAUUGUGUUUAACAGCAAGCAGUUUCGCUGGCAGUUUUUUUUUCUUUCUUAGCAUAUAACACCUCCUUUACCUGCAGCUCGUUUUGUUCGAAGCCUGCUGUAGCAAGUGAAAAUUUAAGGUUGUUCGCUUCAGUUCUAAACAACUUGUUUUUAGCAGCAAGUUCAGAAACUGGAAUUUUCAGUUGUUCUCCUGUUUCCCCUCUUAUAGGUUAACAAUAACUUUAAUACUUGAUUUUCUGAUUUUAAAACCACAUAUUCAACAUCACUAAUCAGUUUAGAAGGAGGUAAAGUUUUAGAUUUUUGUUGUGCACAAAACACACUUUGUUGUUCGAAUUGUAAUUCCAGUUUCUCUGUAUUUUCUUGCAUUUUUGCCACCUCUAUUGGAGAGCAGGAAUCAUUGUGCAAAACACUACAUUCGUUUUCAUUAGAAUUACAGUUUUCUGUGGUUUUAUUGCAGCAAAUAUCUCCUUUCCAGAUUCCCAUAUCUGGAUGAGUUAUUGACUUUUGAGGCUGUUUGGCUCCAACAACCAAUUUGGUUGUUUGUUUUUCUAGUAGUUGUUUCUCUUUGCAGUUCACAAGCAGAGUUUUAAGGUGGUCCAUGCAUUUCACAACUUUUCCUUUAGCUUUUUUAAACAUUUCAGUGCACUCUUUCUCCACUUGGGAAGAGGUAAAUCUGCAUUUUUGCAGAAGAAUAUUCAUAACACCUCACUUUCUUGGUACCAUUUCCUGUCAAAAAAAGAAGAAUCUCCUGUCCAACGUGUAUUAAUUUAUUUGUUGUCUAUCAGUGUCCCCCUCCAGGAGACCAAAGCCAUUUAAUGUCCAAAACAGUCUGGUAGUGUCUCACCUAAUGAGACCCUUUGCUAACAGAUUCGCUGAGACAGACAGGACAUUUGAUACCUUUUAUAUAUAGGGACUGCACUUAAUAGCAGUAGAAAAUCCCUUCAGCAAAUUUCUCCUAUCAGUUAUUUCACCGUUGACGAAACUGUCAGCAUCUAAGAACGGACUCACUCUAACAGUUCAUGAAAUAACACAUUUAUUAAUGCAAAUUUGUGACAAUUUAUGGGGUUCACUGUGUCUGGAAUAGGGUCUAACUGCAAAAAAACACACUUAAAACUAUGUAGUAAUAAUAAUAAUGCAAAGCAUAGGCAGAGACACUAAAGCAAAAGCAACUUACAAAUAAGUAAGACAACUUAAAAAGACUAAGUAAAGCAAAAAACCUAAGUACACACUAUAAAGCAAAAGCAACUUACAACAAAGUAACAAGGAAAAAUUUUAAAGUACUAUGGAGCAAAAGAAGAUGGAGGAAGAAGAGGUAGCCCACAGGUUACCUCCGCAGAGUUGAUGGAACUUCUCCAUGAUUUUUGCUUGCAUCCAAUCUCUUUUUAUACCUUUUUUCUUUAGGCAGUUUGAGUGGCUAUAGUCAGUAAACUAAUUUUGGGGUGAUAGACAGAUGAAAUAAGCCCAAAGGUCCACUUCCUGAGUUCCCAGCAGGCAGGAUGUGCUCAAAAAAAGACCAUGUUAUCUCCAUACAGUAUCACUCCUUUCUUCAUUUUAAUCCUUUUAUCAGUUUCUGGGAAUGUCUCCCCAAGUACUGGAGUUUUCCAGGAAUCCAUCAGGAGGGUUUUUUUCUUUUUUUGCGUGGCCUUAUCUACCACCUUAGAACAAGUCUCUGUGUGUAUGUUUAUCUCCUUUGCCAAGCUAACUAAUUUUUGUCCAUGGUGGGGGGAGACACCAUAAUCUUGGGCCAGAACUGUUUUCAUGAUAGUUUGCUCACCACUCAGAAUUUCAGUUGAUUUGUUAAAUGUGUAAUGACCUUGCUCUUCAAAUUCAGCCAUCUAGGAGAGACUGUCUGGAGAAAAUCCUGAGGGGCUGCCAUGGAGCAUAUCCAGUUUCCAGGAGCUAAAAGUGACCCUGUGUCCCAAAGUAGGGAACCAGCCCAUGGCUCUGUGUCAAGGAAAGAAGGAAUUAAUUUUUUUUAAUAUACCUCAUAGAUAACUGUUCUCAUUUGUUUCAUUUUGAAAGAGUAUUUAAUACCAGAAUUACAGGAAUGGAUCUAUUCUCCCUCCUUAAGUGAAUCAGUCUGAAAACUAAACAGCUCCAAUUUACUCCAAAAAUAAAGAGAAAUGAGAAAAAAAGUUAAUAAACAGAAAAUAAAGAGGGAUUAAAAAUUCAUCUCUGGGAUUCAUUACUCCUAGUGAGUUAAAGAGAGCAGUAAGAGUCCCAAGUAUUAGACUUUUACAACCACAACAAUGUAACUUCAGGUUUUGCAAGCCGGCUCACAUGGAAGAGAAUGAGCCAGCCAUGCUGCAAUGCCUGGCUGGGGCAAGAAGGGACUCCUUUGCAGUGGGGAGAACUGCACACCUAUGAGUGUAGGGCAGACUAGCUAAUGGCUUGCAGAUGCCCAACAUGAUAGAUUGGAUGGGUUUACAGAGCUGAAGAGCCCAGAUUUUCCAAGGGUCCUGAGCCCCCAGCCUCCCUGAGGCAGGCCUCUCACAAUGUUUUAAGUCCAUCAGUUCCCAACUCCAUUGCUUAGAGAGCCUGAGCCCAUUGCACCCAUCAUGAUGGUAAUGGCACAGCUAGACCCUUAUUAUGUCCUCCUGAGGGCCCCUAAGUAAUUUAAGAUGAUAAAGGCCUUUGAAAGCCUAGCCUUUCAUGGCUUCCAUGAAAUCAGAGCUUCUAGGAAGCAAUAUGUCCAAAAGCUGGCUCUGACAGACAGGAGAGACCAUCUGGAUUUCAGAUAUGCGGAGGAGCAGCAGAUGCUCAGCACCACCUGCCACAGGUCCCUCACUUCUGGCUGCUCCCCUCAUACAAUCAGGGGGGCCAGCCUAUCCCUCCAGGGACUCCUAAACGUACGCCUCUCUCACCCUUCACUGUGGGGUUGCCUCCAGCAAAUAACCUCAAGCUCAGAUGGAGCUCACUGGAUGCCCAAAGCGAGCCAGUGAAAUGUCCUUUCCUCUCCUUCAGCCCUGAGGAAACAGAUUGUGUGUGGAAGGGAUCACAGAGGUGGCUGUGAAACUGUACAGGUAUUUGGCCCUGUGAGCCACCCCCAGCUCACUGGGAAGAGGGAAUCACUGGCUCUUUACUGAAGACAGACCCUGUGCCCUGAAGGAGCUGGGCCACUCUGCGGGUCAGCCUGCAUUAGUCACUUCUAGGAAUGGGAUAACAAGACAGAAGGAUAACUUGUAACUACUUUCCGAUGUUUGUACAGUGCUUUUGUCUGAUUUAGUGAUUGUUAGUAGCAGUCCAAGCUCGAGUUUUGGAUUGGUUUGAUUUCUUUCCUUUUAAUUCAAAGCUGGUUAUUUCUUGUCCAUUGAGUGACACGGUAAAUAAUAGAGAGUGGCUACUCAUGCCUGUUAUGUAAAUAUAUUAUAUAUAUAAAAUUAUGUUAUGUCACCACAAAUAUGGUGCCUGAAUAGCAAAUGCAUUCGUCUAAGAAAAUUUGAGGCAAACUUGCAUCCACAUUAUUAUUUAUGCAUUUAGGUUUUAAGGUCUGGUUUUUUCCUGCAAAUUACACAAAUUUAGCAUCUCUUACACAGCAAGAAGAGUUCAGUUCUUCCUUUUCUUCUUGCUUGGCAGUACCACAAAGUGCAAUUUAUAAAAUCAGUAUUGCAUAUUAAAUAUUGAAAGUGCCAUAUUGCAGUGAAUACAAAACUUUGCAGUAGAAUUUCUUUGCACUAUAUUGCAUGGCAGCGUGCUAGAUGAUAGAAAUGAGUAUUUAACAAUGCUUUCACACAGUGCUACAGUUGUCAUUUACAGAUAAACAAGUGUUGGACUAUGGGCUAUGAAGUGGGUUUCAAGGCUGUUUUAAGCCUGCUCUUCUUACAACCGAACCUAUUUAAGAAGAAGUAAUAUUAUUAGGAAGUUUAGCUAAGCCAGGUAGAGAGAUAGCAAUGCAGUUGCCUUUAAUUUGGAAAAGCAUCUGACCUAACAGCAGGAGACCUAUUAAAAGAUGCCAAGGAAUUCAGUGGAGUCAGGAUGAAACAGGGACCUGGGAGACUAUUCCAGCUGUGCUAGUGCAGAACAGUAGAAUCUCUGCACUUGGAAUAAGGUUUCUACUGUAGCUAUUUCAUCCCAAAUCCCAAAAGAGUCACUUUAUCUCAGAAAAAUGGGGGGAAGUGGUGUUUCUGUUUUGUGUUUGUUUGAUUAUUUCAGGUUAAACGCAAUUAUAUCCCACAGCAGCACUGGUAUGGGGAGACACAGCAGCCCAUGCCUCCAAUACAUUGUGCCAGGACAUCUUUCUGUGUAGACAAGUGCAUGGAAGAAAGAUGAGGCAAACGUAGAUGGAGUUGUGUCUAACCGUGAGAAAAAAAAGUUGUCUCUAUUUUUGAGUUAUUUCUGGUAAAAAAAUUGCUAGGUAAGGUACCUAGUAGAAAAAGAACACUUCACCUGUACCAACACCAAUAUUUGCUAAAUUUUUCCUAAGAAAAAGAUAUAUUUUUCUGGUCUUAAUUCAUUCUAUGGACAGGUAUUUCUUAUCUGUUAAAUGUGAAUGGGAGAGGCAACCUUCAAAUAAUCCACUUUUGGAAGUAGCAGGACAUAUGACAUCACAAAAAUCCCACAAAACCAAGUAACUGAACAUCUGCAUUACCAUAAAAAAAAAGAACAGUCAUAAAGAAGUAGAGCAGAAAGAAAUGGCUUUAGAAAUACGUAUCUACACAUGUACAGUAUGAUUAAAACGAAGGGAAAUAAUGAACACUGGAAGCUGCCCAUGUUUCAGAACCAGAAUUAUCCAUGUUGAGCAGAACCAACACCACACAGUGACUUCUAACACUUUCAGGUUUCCUACUGCAGCCAGAGGGAGAUUUGCAGAGGUAGGAAGAAAGACAUCAUCUUUUUCAGACCAAGCAAAUUAAAUCCAAGCCAUUUCUAUGCAGAUCUCUAGGAAAGAAAGAAACGUGUUAAAUUUCUGCAGCAGAACUAUCUUGAUGCAGGGUGAAUUACUGACAGUGGUUCUAAGCAGUAACUUUCUGCAAGCGCCACUGUGUUAGCUCUACUUGCCACCAUCUCUUAGAAUUCUCUCCAUGUUUCCUUUGACUAUAAGUAGUAUUAAAAUUUUUCAGAAGAACCACUGUCCCAAUUGGAUGCUACCAUCCCCUGCCUAUUUGCAUUUCAAUUAACUCUGCAGUCUGAGAUCCCUUGUCAAAUGAGAGUUGACAAAUUAACAGUCAUUACACUACUUCCAAUGAAUAUGAACUAUGACAUAAGCUGUGAAAGGCAGGUUUUUUCCAACCCCUUUAGACCUGUGAAACAGCAGCCUCCUCCAAUAAAUGUCAAAGCCACAAUGUUUUUUUUUUUAUUUUCAGUUUAGUCUUCAGAAAGACUUCUUUUCUUAGAGAUUCCUUCUGUACUUUAAGGGGAACAAAAGCAUAUUUAAUGUCUACAGACUCAUGCAUUGAUCCAGAAAGAAAGCAAAAACCACAACAGCCAACACAAUGCUUUAAUACCAGUCUCUCCCCUCAGUAGUUUAUUUAAGCCAGCUGAAACAAUCUUGAUUCUGCCCAUCAGUUUGUAAUAUUACACUUUUGAGCCCAAAACUGUGUUCGUCAUAUACUUAAACGCUUUCCUGAACAGUUCAUAAAGUUCAGUGGUAGGUAUCCAAAAGCUAUGGUUGGGGUUACAGGGAGCACAAGUGUCAGAGAAUUGAGAGUUUCAGGAAGAAGAACAGAAAGUGAAUUGCAUGGGAGGGCGGGGGGAGGUAAUUAGUCAUAUGCAAUGCAGGCCCAUGACGCUUAAAAGCCACAAAGCUAUCAUGCAUAGAUUUACUGGAUUUCAAAGGAGUUUUUUACAGAACCUGCCCUUGUGGACUUUUUUUCUGCAUGCAUCUUUUGCUGUCUUUAAAAAUAAACUAAAAAAAAAAAAAAAAAAGGAAGAA